Rhodofomes roseus is the source of this 2823-nucleotide messenger RNA. Its product is annotated as WD40-repeat-containing domain protein. The record is from RefSeq and is a predicted model, not a curated record. Lineage: Eukaryota; Fungi; Basidiomycota; Agaricomycetes; Polyporales; Fomitopsidaceae. The transcript is spliced from 13 exons. Gene Ontology annotation, molecular function: protein binding. Bases 1 to 2823 code for a protein of 940 amino acids. Gene Ontology annotation, biological process: proteasome-mediated ubiquitin-dependent protein catabolic process. Gene Ontology annotation, cellular component: Cul4-RING E3 ubiquitin ligase complex.
AUGGACGCAUUGACCGGCAUCGAAGACGAUGCGUACGCUGGUCCCGACGCAUACGUCGAGGGGAAUGACGGCCCAGAGGAUCUUGACUUCGAGAUCGAAGAGGGCGAAGACGAAGACGAAGACGAAGAUGACGAAGAUGACGAAGAGGAGGAAGGUGGCUUUGACGAGGAGACGGAUGUCGGGACACUUCUGAAUGGUAACGGCCAGCCGACGACCAUCACUUUGGACAGCAACACUCUGGCGCAGGUUCAGCGACUCCUCGGCUUCUCUCGCGGCGUCCCUGUAACUAGUGCUGACCGUGACGAAGACGAAGACGACGAAGACGAGUACUUCAAUCACUAUGGUCACAGUGGCAAGUGGGAUCGCACGCAGGAUUGGUGGCCGGAGAUUAAGGAGCCUAAGAAAGAAGGCCUUCAGCUUCUCAUGGGCGGCGAGUUUGGGAGGCUAAAGCAUCAGCUGAAGUCACGGAAGAAGGACAACAACAUCGCUAGGCUUGCGCUCAACAGGGGCACACGAAUACGGCCUGCAUAUAAGGAAGACUUGGCAAAUGAGCUACUGCCGAAUUCAAACGGCACGGCUGUGGCACAGUAUGCUGCCAACGCUUACGUCGGGCAAUAUUCAUCGGAUUCUACCUUCUACUACACAUGUGUCAGAGACUUCCGCCUUCAUGUGUAUGAUACGACUGCGCCCCUCAGCCAACGGAACGUGGAGGCAACACGGAACGAACGGCACGGACAUACUACGUCCAUGAAGGUAAUCAAGACAAUCCCAGCCAACCCUGGUCGCUGGACAAUCACGGACUCACACCUCAGCCCUGAUAAUCAAAGGAUGAUCUACGCGUCAAUAGGUAUGCAGUCUAACACGGUAUAUAUGACUACGACACUGGAUCCGUCGCCAGUACAACAUCCCAUCCGCUUUGGCGAGUCGACAGGCAAUCAAGUAUGGGACUAUGAGGACGAUUUCGGCAUCUGGAGCUGCAAGUUCUCUGCUGACGGCAACGAGGUCAUCGCAGGAGGUAGCAGCAUGAUCUUCGGCAACUCAUUGACCUUCUGGACAGUGUACGAUUUGAUCGCUGAUCAGCGAACCGUGAAGAUUCAGGCACAUACAGACGAUGUGAACAGUUGUUGUUGGGCCGAUACGGCAUCAGGAAACAUCCUUGUAAGCGCGUCGGACGACACCUUCAUUAAGGUUUGGGAUCGACGAUCACUCGGUGCCUCGCCCAAACCUUCUGGUGUACUCAUCGGCCAUACAGAAGGCAUCACCUACGUCUCAGCCAAAGGCGACGGUCGCUACGUCAUCUCCAACGGCAAAGAUCAAGUCCUGCGAUUAUGGGACCUCCGCAUGAUGCGCUCGAACGACGACUUCGAGCGGGUGGAGCGGACACACUACGGCGUCCCUCACUUCGACUACCGGUGGGUCCCCCUCCGCAGACUCUCGCAUGCCUCCCGAGACUCACUCUCAGCGUCCAGCGGCGGCUCGUAUCCAAGACCGAAGUACAAGGCGCACCCGCUCGAUUGCAGCGUCAUGCAGUACACGGGCCACGAGGUCCUCCGCACGCUCAUCCGCUGCCACUUCAGCCCCGCGGAGACAACCGGCCAGCAGUACAUCUACUCGGGCAGCUCUGAUGGGCGGAUUCAUAUCUGGUCGUUGGACGGCCGCGUCGUGCAAGUGCUCGACCGCUCGCAGACGCUUCCGAUGAGCUUCGAUCCGUCGGGCCCUGACCCGCCUGGUUUGCAUACGGCGCACAAAACGAAGACCUGUGUCCGGGACGUUAGCUGGCAUUGUGAGCAGCCGGUGCUCAUGAGUGCUGGGUGGCUAGGCACACGCUGGGGCAAUAGAGAAGGCAGCACGAUUGCGCGGCAUGAGUGGAAAGGCCUGUCGAAGAUGAAUAACCGAUUACAGGACUACGUAGAGAAGCAGCAGCAGGAGCUGCCCCAUGCAGAAAGUGCGCGAAGUCUGCGUUCUCGGCAACGGAGGAUGCCUGGCUCCGCCGUCUUUGACACCAUGCGGCUCACCCCGACUGAAUCCCACCUCAACACUGAGUUCCCAGUCGCUAUGAACGCUGACCUGAACCUCUAUGGCUUUCCGCCGGGCUACUUCAUCAUCCGCUCUGUGGCGACGGGCCGCCUCCUGGAUGUGGAGAUGGGAUGGGCGGAUGAUGGGACGCAGAUGAUCCUGUACACGGAGAACGAGACUUCGUUGGUGGACUCUAUGCGCGACCCGGCUGCGGACAACCAGGUCUUCUUCAUUGACACUUCCGGAGUCGGAACGAUACCAGACGACUGUCUCGUGCUGCGCCACCGACGUCCCGUCCUGCAGCCGUUCCCCAACUCCUACUCCCACCCGCUCCCUCGCUUCUCGUAUGACCGCCAGACGAAGAACAUCGCAGUCACCUUCGCUUCGGAUCCCUCCUAUCCCAAACCCGGCCCCGAACGCAAAACAUGGGAAGCUUGGAAGGAGAUGACGUUCCUGGUUACCGCUGUUCCCGCUCGCAAGCCCCGCGGGAUCAUCGACGACGCAUCCCAGCUGCUCACGAGCGCGAUCACGACACCGUUGUCACUGUUCGGUGCACUGAGGCCUGCAUCGAGCGCCACGCCUGAGACUGUGUUCGCGAGCGGCGAGGUUGACCUGAGGGAGGACGAGAUCCUGGAGCAGGAGCGCUCAGAGGAGGGCGAGGUUGACGACUCUCCGGAACGUCGACGUGAGGUGCGUGUAUUGGCGCUUGCGAAGGAGGAGGUAGAUGCGGCCAGUGCGAAGGCGAAGCUGAGGAGGCAGUGGGAGGUCAUCCCUCUGCGGGCCUCCAGGAAGAGCACAAGCUACUGA